AUGGAUUCUCUGACUACCCAUCCCGCGACCGCGCAACAGGCAAAAGCGUUCACGUCUCCGGCCUCCCUGUCGUUCCCAGGUGGCGCUGGCGAACUGACCCCUCCCUCGUCCGAGAAAGAGGCCAACGGGGCCCUCCCCCACGGCCAGCAGGCUCAGUCCAUGCUGCAGUCUCAGUCGCAGGGGAACCCGGCUGCGGCAGGCAGCUCGGGCACGGCGGCCACGCCCGCGACCCCAGUUGCGACUCCUGGAGCCGGCCCAGGCGUGAGCGGCAUUGUACCUACGUUGCAAAAUAUCGUUGCCACCGUCAAUCUUGAUUGUCGACUGGAUCUCAAGACCAUCGCCCUGCACGCGAGGAACGCCGAAUACAACCCAAAGCGUUUCGCGGCCGUCAUCAUGCGUAUUCGAGAUCCCAAAACCACUGCGUUGAUAUUCGCAUCCGGCAAGAUGGUCGUCACCGGCGCAAAGUCAGAAGACGACUCGAAGCUCGCGUCCCGAAAAUACGCCCGUAUUAUUCAGAAGCUAGGCUUCAACGCCAAGUUCACCGACUUCAAGAUCCAGAAUAUCGUCGGCUCGUGCGAUAUCAAGUUCCCCAUCCGUCUCGAAGGUCUAGCCAGCAGACAUCACAACUUCAGCUCCUACGAACCAGAGUUGUUCCCUGGCUUGAUCUAUCGUAUGAUGAAGCCGAAGAUCGUGCUGCUGAUCUUCGUCAGCGGCAAGAUCGUGCUUACUGGUGCCAAGGUUAGGGAAGAGAUAUAUCAAGCUUUCGAGAUGAUAUAUCCUGUCUUGACUGAUUUCAGAAAAGUCUGA
Molecule: messenger RNA, 807 nt
Organism: Arthroderma uncinatum
Lineage: Eukaryota; Fungi; Ascomycota; Eurotiomycetes; Onygenales; Arthrodermataceae
Product: TATA-box-binding protein
Exons: 4
Coding region: 1-807 (268 amino acids)
Biological process (GO): DNA-templated transcription initiation
Molecular function (GO): RNA polymerase II general transcription initiation factor activity; DNA binding
Source: RefSeq, a predicted model, not a curated record